Molecule: messenger RNA, 2265 nt
Organism: Verruconis gallopava
Lineage: Eukaryota; Fungi; Ascomycota; Dothideomycetes; Venturiales; Sympoventuriaceae
Exons: 1
Coding region: 590-2218 (542 amino acids)
Source: RefSeq, a predicted model, not a curated record
CGAGUACGAAGAAACCGCUCGAAUUCUGAGCAGAUUGGCAGGGGGAACCUGUCACAACGCGCGAGACGUGCCAGUGCUACUAAGAAUACCCGUCCAUGGCUUGGUGGGCUAUGCGAACUGCGGCACCACCAGCAAGCCUCUUCACCCUACGCUGUUUUGGUCUUGGAGAACGGGAGAAGUCAAGCAAGUUUGUCAUGGAGAGAAGCGCAUAGUAGCAUGUCAUAAGAGAGGUAUCGCAUGACCUUGUAUGUGGCGCUACUCAAAGUCGCCCAGAGAGAACCACCACGAACACCGUCGAUCUGCUUGCUAUGCACUGCAUUGUCCGCGGCCUCUCACCAAGCGAUAGCACCAACUUGUUCGUCCGACUGGAUCCUGUCCGUGCUCUGGUUUUACAUUGCUCCUCCUCGAUGCCCCGCCAAGCUUGACUCGGAUUCAGUCUACGUAUGCUCCGGCUCUCUUCCGUCUUGCUGUAUUGCAUAUAUUGCAGUGUUCAGUCCUCGCUAUACGCAAGCCUCUCAUCCUUUUUGUAGUCCCUGGAUCAUCCCUCGGCCUGCCAUCAGGCUGAAAGGCUUCAACGCACACAGCAAAGAUGCCUCUUGAUUCAAAUUUACCGACCUACUAUUUCAAGCCGUCAAAUGAUAAGCACCGACCGUACGACUCCACCCUACUCUUCACCCAGUUCGACAGCGAGCCCGAACCACGCUACAUCCUCCGUCAACUCGACCCGACCUCACCACAGUCGAAGGGCUGCUAUGCGGCCGCGCUGUUCGACGCGUACACGCCCGACGUUGUCUUCGGGGAGAUACUCGUGAAGCCCGAGUGGACUCAGCCCACACUAUCGCAGGAUGAGAUCCGCAAGAAUGGCGGCGUGCCUCCCCCGCCGGUGCCCAUUAUCCCCAAGGAGGUGACGGUGCAGUUGUACGCCCCCGACCAGCAGAUCAUCGUGGAUGAGCAGCCGGGUUCAUGGAACAACGCGUCCACCUACCACUUCAGCAUGCCACAGCAGACAUUUCGCCUGCCCAGCGCGUCAAGCCUAGACUAUAGCACGAACGACCCGGCCGCCGAGGCGACCACGCCGCAGAUUAACUUUGUGUGGAAAAGGGACGGAAGGAAAGAGCUCAAGUGCUUCGUUACGGGAAAAUCCACGGACAAGGGCAAGAAGAAGAAAGGAGGCAAAGAACCGCCGAUUAUCGUAGCUAUAUUUGAAGACUUUAAGGAUCUGACCAUUUACGAGCCAAAUCUGCACAGAGUUGAAAUUGAAGACUACAAAGGAUUGGAGAUUACACUUCUGUUGAGUGCUACGGUGAUUAGGGACAUGUGGUGUGGUCAGAAAAAAGAUUGCUUCAACACCGGAGCCGUGCCGCGGAAGAACAGUGCUGGGGGAGGCUUACUGAACAGAAAAUCUUCAAUGCCUCUGUUGGGAUUGAACGCGAGCACGGCGAACAUAGCGUCGUCUUCCAACAGCCAUUUGCUGGCAAAUGGCCUGUCCAGCAAAGGUAAGACUUCGCCACAGUCUAUACCGCCACCUUCACAUCCGCCAGGCGUUCCUGCGCCUGAUCCACGACAGCAAUGGGAAAUCGACGCCGAAACUGCGCGACUCAAAAGAUUGUACGAUGAGGAACGUAAGGCCGAAGAAGCACGCAGGAGAGAACGGGAACGGCGCGACGAGGAGGAGGCGCGUAGAAUCAAGAAAAUGCUAGAGCAGGAAGAGAAGGAACGACGAAAGAACCAGGCGGCCAUCGACAAAGAGAGCCUGCGUCUCAUGAAGCUCUAUGGCAAGCAGACAGGGCUUGCGCCGCCACGGCCGCCGCCCCAGCCCCAGCGACAAAGUUAUCCGCCAUGGGGCAACAGCUCACCAGUGUCGCCCCCGUAUCCGCCUCGACCACCUCAUCAACCACCACCCCAAAGCAAUAACCCUUAUCUCCAGUCCAACGGGCUUGGUCGCCCGCCUGCUCCGGCGGCAAGUCACUCUUCUUUCUUUCAUACUACUGCGCCUAGGCCUCAGCAGCAGCCUCAUAUGCCUCCAAGGCCGCAGCAGCAUCCGCACCCGGCAUCGAUGAGUUCGACAAACCUGAUGAGCGGAGCGGUACCAUCGCGACCUCCCAGACCCGUAAGUGUGGCGCCUCCUGAGCUGAAGCCUAAGAAGAGCAGCCUGUGGAGCUUCUUAUCUGGCGACCCUGCGCCGAGAUUAAGGACGCAAAAGUCGACCGGCUUCUGAAUGUCGUUGAAAGCCCAUUAAAAGUGGCUGGUUUUUCUUUCUUUUUU